Messenger RNA from Pelodiscus sinensis (Chinese soft-shelled turtle), 4815 nucleotides. Lineage: Eukaryota; Metazoa; Chordata; Testudines; Trionychidae. The record is from RefSeq and is a predicted model, not a curated record.
GUCUUUUUGAUUUUCUAGAUGUUGAUUACCUCAGCCCGCUCCUGUGAUGUGCUAAAUAACUGGUUCUAUGAUGAAACUUUAAAAAGCUGCUGCUACCGAUGUCCCUCAGAUGACCAUAAAAGGAAAGCGUGUCCCACAGAUCCACGCAGGGACUGCAGCCAAUGUGAGCCCGAGUACUUCCUGAACAGGGAGCACAAGAGGCCUCGCUGCGAUGCGUGUGUGUCGUGCAAACCAGAAUACGACCUUGUGGAGAAGGUACCUUGCUCCUCUGAUACCAGCAGGGUGUGCGAGUGCCGAGCGGGGAUGUUCUGUAAGGUGGCCGUUCUCAACAGCUGUGCACGAUGCGUGUCCCACACGGUCUGCCAGCCAGGAUUUGGAGUCCUAGUUAGAGGCACCUCGAAAGUUGAUGUCUCCUGUGAGGAAUGCUCUUGGGGUACCUUCUCUGAUCAGUACUCCAGCACCGAGCCCUGCAAGCCCCACACAGACUGUGCCAAGCUAAACAAGAUCGCAGUGGGCAGCGGAAACGCCACACACGACCAAAUCUGCGUGGACCCGUCUCCGACCCCCCUCGCCCCCACCACGUGGUCUGCGAAAUCCAGCCGCGAGCCAGCGCUUUCCAAUAUGGCAAAAGCACCGCUCCCGAGCGAGCAGCCCACAGUGGGAGGCUGGGGUCCCCACCCUGCCACAGAGCCCAUGACCCAGGCCAGUAUGCUCAUGAGUGACAUGGCCUCUGGCGACGCCAACUCGACUGCUGGGGGAACUGUGGGGGGAACGGAUACCAAACACGCAGCUGGCACUCCCCCGGCCUCGGAUAUCGCUUUAGAAAAGACGACCAAGAAAGGUGAUGGGAGCUUUGUUCUCUGGGGAGUGGUGAUUCUCUGCAUGGUUGUGCUGUUCGCUGGUAUGCUGGUGGUUUGGCAAAGGAAGGUUUGCAAGAGGUGGAUCUUCACCCCAGAUGGAAAGACUCCUGGUCUGUAUCCAGUCACUACAUGUAGACUCAGUUCGGCACAUCAAGGUUCUGAUCUGAUGAAGAACUGCGCAAAAAGGUUCAGUAUGCUGAAAGCUGACAAAGAGUCAGAAGAGAGGGCAGAAGAGAGGGUGUUAAUAAACAGAACCCCUGUGGUAGAAACCAACAACAACUUGGUCUCCCGCACAGAAAAAAAUCCCAGUCCUGACUCAAGUCUGACUGACCUGAUCCAGAGCACAGGGAACACCACAGACCACCCUGCUGAUUCCCGCGUGAGAGACCACACUAAUAACCGAAUCGAUAAAAUAUACAUCAUGAAAGCCGACACUGUGAUUGUGGGAUCCAUUUCAGAAGUGCCUGUCAGCAAGAAUUGUGCUAUUAGAGGAUGUGACUAUGAUGCCGAAGCCCAAGAGAACCUGGAGGAUAAAGAACUUGCAAUACACUAUCCGCAGCAGGAGACUGAAUCCUUUCCAGGAAGUGAUGUAACGAUUCCGGUGGAGGAGGAGGGCAAGGAAUUCCAUCACCCUACCACGGCCACUGAGAAGUGAUGCGUUGCAGAGCUGAUGUUGAAGCCUAAUGCUUGUACUAAUGAUCCCCAGUACAUUUGGAAGCCAUUAAUACCUUGUUGUCUCAGAUGGUGGAAGGAUGGUUGGGGGUCUUAGUAGCCCUUUGAUGCCUGGUGUCCUAGAAUUGAUUUAAUCUAGGAAACGAAGAGAAUUGCCAGUAGUGACAAGAAGUCUUUACACUUUUAUGGAUCUCAUUAAAUAUUUCUCUCUUCUUUCUCCGAACAUGAAGUUACAGAUGGGACUGAAUCAAAAGCCCAGGUCCGAACACUCCAUAAUUCUGCAGACUUUUGGAUCUUGCUCCAAACCCUGCCACUGCACCUACCUUCAUAACUGAAUGGAUUAAAAUCUAUUUCCAAGCAGCUCCAUUGUGAACAUUCAAAUCAGGACCCAAAGCCUGAAGAUUGGGCCCCACCUCUAAGUCAUCUCUCUGUAGUUGUGUUGUUACUUCCUACUUCGUUGUUGUCAACUCUUGGGAUUGUAUUGCUAUUCCCACAACACUAUGUUUUUUCUGAAAGUUCCAGCUCCUGGAGUCAUGUGAUCACACACAAAUCUCAGCUUUUUUUUUUUUUUUUUUUAAAUAAAAAUUACUGGUCCUGAUGGUUGUAGAGAAAAGCUUGGAAACGUGACCCACUUGUGCCCUCAAGAUUCAGAAACUAAAGUGCAAAUAAAACAACCCAACAUUUAUUCCUGAGUUUUAAGACAAUCUCAUGAAUACUUUGAAGCUGGAAUCAAAGAUGACUUCCAUGAUUAACUUUUUUUUUAAUGGUAUGAUAUGGAAAACUGAAAAAGUAAAUGACUUACACCUUGUAUAUAUUUCUAAUGCUGCAUGCUUCACAGGCUCUUCAAUGCAAUUAAGAAGUUUUAUGACCCGUCAAAGCUGCAAGGUCAGACAAUACAAAACCAGGCACUACUAGAUACACAUAACAUGCUAGCACUCAUAUAGGUGAAGGCAUACAUGAAUAGGAAGGAGGGGAGUUGGAACGGAGGUCUGGCAUUCUUUGAGACUUCUCUAUAUCUGAUUUAUCCAAAUGUAUCUAGAAAAGAGGACCAUAUUUCUUUGAAUUCACAGACUCAAGAGUUUUGAUUUUUGGGAUUGGCAGUGCUGCUAUAUAAUGGCCUCCUCCAGUAAAAGAUGAAAGGUUUUGAAUGUUUAGAUGUUGUACAGAAAAUGAAUUUUGCUUUGGAGUCUGAAUUAAACAAAUCACAAAUAUCCGGUGAAUGUGGAUAUGGUUUUAUAAGGAAAACAACAGAAAUGAACUGAUUUUUUUCCAAAGGGAAACAAGGAUUUUUUUUUAAAGGCUACAUUACUCGUUUCCUAAAAGCAUGUUAAUUUCUGCUACUUUUGGAAGAAGUGCACAUGAUAAUCUAGGAAGCGCUUAUUUACAUAUAUUUUUUUUUAAAUCUGGUUUUUGUGGUCAAAUUAUGCAAGAUGCUAACUUCUCAUGCUGCUAAUUCUAUAACUGUAAAUUGAACACAUCCGUGCUGACUGCGCUUUCUCACAAUUAUGGAAAAUGAGCUACAUUACAAAGUCUUUCUUAAUAGGUUUAAAAAAAAGAGGAACCACCUGCUUAGUCAUUUUUAUAUUGGAUAGAAUAUAGUGAUGGAUAAUUUUGCUUCUCUAGUGCAUUCAUAAGAACAGUCAUCCUGCAUUAGACUAAUAAUCCAACUAUUCCAGUAUCCUGUCUCUGAGAAUGCCAGUGCCAGACGCUUCAGAGGGGAUGAACAGGAUAAUUUCAAAUAAUUCAUCCCCUGUUAUCCAGUCCCAUCUUAUGGAAGUUGGAGGUUUAGGGACACCAAGAACAUGGGGUUGGCAUCCCUGACCAUCUUGACUGAUGUCUUGUCUACACUAUCCAUUCCCCUUCCAUCGAUCUAAUCUAUGCAACUUCAGCUAUGCAAAUAGUGUAUCUGAAGUUAGAUGUACUUACCGUGGUAUCUUUCAUAGAGUAAGUCCAGCAGGGACUGCUCUCCCGUUGACUCAGAGUACUCUUCUCAUUCUGGUGGAGUACCAGAGUUGAUGAGAGAGCACUCGGAGUUUGAUUUAUUGUGUCUGAGCAGACAUGACAAAUUGACCUCCGGUCGUAAAUCCACCAUCUAGUGUAGACAACUCCUAAUAGCCAUUUAUGGACCUAUCCCCCAUGAAGUUAUGCAAUUAUUUUUGAAUGUUGUUAUACUUUUGGCCUUUACAACACCCCUUUGCAAUGCAUUCCCCAGGCUCACUGUGCAUUGUAUGAAGCACUUCCUUAUGCAGGACUUAAUUUGUGCCAGGGCUGAGCCCUUGUCUCUGAACUGCCAAGCAUUGAUGUGCCUGUGACUUCUGAGCUUGCUGUGUCAGUUAUGAAAGAACAAAAUUUGCUUGAGCCCUGGCACCGCUUCUAUUGCCAAUUAAGCAUGUUCUUGUGUUCAUUUUCAAUUUGUCUUUUAUCUGAGCUUCUCAGUGCACUUUACAAACACUGGUUAAGCCUCACGCUACCUGUGCAAUGGAUGUAAUGGUUGGGACCACAAGCUUUCUGAGGAUGCAGUAAGGUGGAACAAGCCGGACACGCCCAGCAUCCCGAUGUGCUGCCUCUAAUCCAUUCACAAAAUGGUGCUAAGUCCAUCAUGGGCAGCCCUUCACUCAUUCCUCCUUGAAUUCUCCUUUCCAUUUUUCAGCUGCUCGAUGCCAGUUGCUAUUGUCGCUGCAUGCGUCUUCGGCUCCUCUGCAGAGUGAAAGAAACCUCGUGUGUGCAUUCUGUGCAGUGCUUGUUUGUUACAUGCAGAAGACCCGCAGUUCCUAAAAUCUAACAGAUGACCAUCUGUGGUCCCUAUUAUUCUCAGUGCAGUUGCACGUGGUGAAGACGGACGCAGACAGAAAUAACAUUUCUGCUAGAACUUCUUGAUAUUGUGCAGCAGAAGGUCAACUCUCUAAUGCUGUCAUUAAACUAAGAUGCAAGAAGGAAGUGAAACCCCAAAGGACCUGCACUGCCUAGACUUUCUUCACUUCCACCACUGGUGCCGCAUUGUUUCCCAGGGCUCAGCAUGGCUAAUGGAGAAAUGACACUUUCAGCUUUGAACACCGACGCGCUUCUGAAUAACAGUUCUCAUGUGACUGUGAGUGUAAGGGUUUUCCACAAUCGUGGAUUAGUGUUCUAGGCGCAUGCCCUGUGUCUAUAUUAAUCUUGUUAAUGCAACAGUUUUCUGGAGGGAUCAAAUGCAUUUUUUUAAUCUUGCUAGAUAUUGUGUAGUUGGUUAAAAAUUACUAUUUUGCUAAUGUUUGUAAUGAAAAAAUUAAACCUGGCUUAGCCU